AUGGAGGAGGAGAUGCAGCCGGCGGAGGAGGGGCCCAGCACCCCCAAAAUCUACAAGCAGCGGGGUCCCUACAGCGUCCUCAAGACCUUCCCCGGCAAGCGGGCGGCGCUGGCCAAGCGCUACGAGAGAGCCGGCAUGGUGGAGAUGCCCCGCGGGCGCGCGGCGGGGCAGCCCUUUCCGCCCGCUGCCGAGCCGCUGCCCUACGCGCACGGCCCCUUCCCCGCCCGCCCCGCCGCCGCCCAGGGCCACCCCCGCCCGCCGCCGCCGCCGGCCCCCAGCUCCUCGGGCCGCUACGGCCCCUGCCCCGCGGGCGGCGGCGCGGAGCUGAGCGCAGAGAGUCGAAUGAUUCUGGAUGCCUUUGCCCAACAGUGCAGCCGGGUUCUAAGUCUUUUAAAUUGUGGUGGAAAACUACUGGACAACAAUCACUCUCAGUCAAUGAUUUCUUGUAUAAAGCAGGAAAACCCAAAUUAUAGUGAAAGACAAGAGCAAUGUCAGCUUGGAAAAAUGGUCCAUAGUCAGACGUCAGACAUUUUAGACAUAGAGAUGCAGUAUAUGCAAAAGAAACAACAAACCUCAGCCUUUCUGAGAGUUUUUACUGAUUCGCUUCAGAACUAUUUGCUUUCUGGGAGCUUCCCUUCUCAGAACACCUCGUCAGUAAAUGAUUUUAGCCAUUUGGCAGAUGUGGAUCCACUUUCAACCUCUCCAGUACACACUUUAGGUGGAUGGACAUCUCCAGCAACUUCUGAAUCUCAUGGUCACCCAUCAUCUUCUACGCUUCCAGAGGAGGAAGAGGAAGAAGAAGAGGAAGGUUACUGCCCUCGAUGUCAAGAGCUUGAACAGGAGGUAAUUUCAUUGCAACAAGAAAAUGAGGAACUUCGCAGAAAACUGGAGAGCAUUCCAGUGCCCUGCCAGACUGUUUUAGAUUACUUGAAGACUGUACUUCAGCAUCACAACCAACUUAUGGUACCACAGCCAACAGACCAUCCAACUGAGGGGAGCAAGCAGUUGCUGAACAACUACCCUGUCUACAUCACUAGUAAACAGUGGGAUGAGGCUGUAAAUUCAUCCAAGAAAGAUGGACGGCGGCUCCUUCGAUAUCUCAUCAGAUUUGUUUUCACAACCGAUGAGCUUAAGUACUCAUGCGGCCUUGGGAAAAGGAAAAGGUCAGUGCAGUCAGGAGAGACAGGUCCUGAAAGACGUCCUCUGGAUCCAGUAAAAGUAACAUGUCUCAGAGAGUUCAUUAGAAUGCAUUGCACUUCCAACCCUGACUGGUGGAUGCCAUCUGAAGAGCAAAUCAACAAGGUGUUCAGUGACGCAGUAGGACACGCUCGUCAGGGGCGAGCAGUGGGGACUUUCCUUCACAAUGGGAACUCAUAUUAUGAAGGGACUGACCAUCCGGGGUCACAGGACGAAGUCUUCAAUAGAGGUAUGCAAGAUGGAUCUGGUGAUUGACAGCAGUGAGAGAAAACUUACACAACAGUAGCAAGCAGUUAAUUUAGAAGAGACUAUUUGUUAAACAUACUUACCGUGAAGUCAUUUAAGAGUCCAAAGCAUGUUUGAACACAUACUGCGUACAUUUCAGCUUCUCCAUUCUAUCAUAUCCUCAUUUACAGAAAAAUCCACUUCAAAAUCUGCCCUAUGGGAUUUCUCAGUGCCUAUUAUUUGCAAACCCUUUGUAGCACCCCAAGGGGAAACUGCAGUUUGCUUCAUCUAGUUCUAGAGAAAAGAUCACUUAAAAAUUACAAAAAUUUCAAAAGAAACAAAAGCUGCCGUUUUAUUUGCAUUUUUCUAACAGGCCCAGUUCUGGACCUUCAGACAUAACAACCAGAUACUAUUUGCUUUUCCUGAGAAGGAGAUGAAAGAACACAUCUCCUUGCUUGUGACAAUGAAAGAAGUGGUCACUCAUUUCAUAACAAAAAGUAGCACAAUUACAAAUGCUACCUUAAAAUACCACGUAAGACAGAAAAUUCAGGGGCAUCCUUUAGCCAACUAUACCAGGAAAUGAAGCUUCUUGCAUCAAACAACACCAGUCGUCAACCACAGAGUCCUUCAAAGGCCCAGAACAGUAACAGGCACUUCUAAUAGAUAAAAAUUUCUUUGUGUGUUAGAUAGAGACUAUGUUUACCUAGAUUUCUAGGGAAUUAGACUUGACCAUGACAUUUUUCAUCCCCCCCCCCAAAAAAAUUGCUAAAUUGCUAUUUUGUAUCCAGUCCUCAAAAUAGAUGAGGCAGUGUGAUGGUCUCAACAGUCAGAUGUUCAGUGGUGCAUUCAGGGAAGAGCUGAGUUAGAAAAACCUAAUUCAGCAUUUCUUUGUAAGAGAAGUAAGCCUGGGAUCCAGACUAAGAGCUGUAAAAAAAGGAUGUUUUCUAGAAGAGAAGCCAAUUCACAGCAGAAUACAAUAUGGAAACGGAUGCUGAUGUAAAGGAAAAACAAUCUGUCCUUUUCAAAUGUUUAAUUUCAAAGGCUUAGGAGUCCCAUGUCCCUCUAAAUUGAUGCACUCCUGAAAUACAUAAUGCCAAAGAAACAGUUCCUUCCUUUCAGCAUCAGGGUGUUUCCAUCUCUAUACCUUGGUCAGUUGCCCAGGCUGCUGCUGGUAUUGGUCAGUGCCUGGCCCAGCCUCCUUGGGAUGAUGUUUCCCAACAGAUGGGGAUGGGGAACUGGUUUUUGGAAAGAAAAUCCAAAUUUUGAUCAACUUCAGUGCUACCUCAUCAGUGUUUAUUCUCCUGAACGUGUGUCUCAUACUGCCCAACUUUCCCACCCAUCUUGCUCAAACCAUUGGAGAAGCUACUAAUUCCUCCUUCCAUCCUUCUCCUCUCUUUCCCAACCUUCACCCAUGCACUGGGCAGGGUAGGAAACACACAGCCCAUUCCCUUAACAGCCUGGAAGGGCCCUCUGCAGUGCAGUGCAGCCACGGCCCUGGCCUAGCUGGAGACGAGGACCUGGGGCACUCCCACAAAUGGCAGCUCACCCACAUCACCAUUCUGUCUUGGCAUUGGCCUCCUCGUCACCUGCUGCUACGAGCAGCCUACAGGCUUCGGUAUACACCCUGCUCAGCCAGGAUAUGCUUUAGGCCUUUAAAUGUCCAAUACCUCUUGACUUAUUUUAAUUUUGGUACUUCUUAAAAGGGGGCUGGUAGGCACUCAUCCAACGCAGACGAACCAGUUCAUUUUCUAACAUUAACAGCAGUUCAGUCACACUGCACCUUACCAGGCCAAGGGGUUUUGAGGCAGCAUCUCUCAUAGCAGGCAGAGGUGACUUGCUUGGACCAGUCAACGAGGUGCUGUGGCUGAGGGGGAGAAACUUGGUGUAUAGAAACGUCACAGUACAGAUAUCCUAUAGUAGCUUUUCUGUGUUGAACUUACACGUUUUUUAAGAGAACUAUUAUAGAAGAUGUUACAUUGCUCAAAUGGUGUAAGUCUUGCUGGUGUAUGUUCUAUGUGGUGACACUUUCCAAAACUACUUGGUAAAACAUGUCAGAGCGUGCGAGUCAGCAUUAUACUGUAAAUUUGUCCACAGCGAUAUGUAUCAUGCUGUAUUUUUGUAAACAUUGUGAUGGUUCCUUUCAAAUGUUUCAACAUACGAGAUUAACAAUACGGAUGCUUCAUUUUUAACAGUCUCAGGACAGAAUUACUGGACUGGACAGACCUCUCUCACUUAGUAGCCUGAAGAUUCUCCUGGAAUAUCUUGUAAGUCUAGCUUUACUUUUAGUGUAAAAAGCUUAGCCAGUGUCCUGGUACCACUCACAGUCCUGCACUCUCAUACUGUGCAAAAUAACCAAAUGUAUAGUUUUGUCCCAAAAGCCACCUAAGCGCUGGAAAUGGCUUUGCAGGUUUGGACCUUUCAUUCAUGAGCAAAAUCUUUCCCUCAACCGCUUGCGUGCAAUCACCAGUACAUGACUAGCAGCCACAGACAGGCAUCAGAAGAAGGGAGCUCAUCUCUUUUUGGAUUUAGUCUUGUUUUUAAAAUAACAACAGCAAAUAACAACAGCAUCUCCCUUGUUGUGGCCACUUGACUCCUGAGCCACCCAUCUCAUUUAAAAAACCCUCCACCACCACUCACUCCAAUUACCUGAGUCACAAGGCAUUAUAAAUUUACACACAUCAAAGCAUCGAGGUAGCCACAAGACGUUAGGCAUAACGCUCUGGAACCUGGAAUAACAGAUAGCUGUAAGCCCUCGUGCAGCGAGACACCAGGAUUGACACGCUGUGCUUUGCACACCAGCACAUCCCUUCUGUGCUGGCUGCUGGCAGCAGGCUGGCAGCAGGAAGCUGCUAUCCGUCAUGUCACUCCUGCACAUCCCAGGAGGAUAGAUCCUUGUCUUAUCCCUCCGUGCUCUUUAAUCUUACUGUCAUUUAUGUAUCUGCCUUCUCUCAAACUUUGUGUAGCAGUACCGCACGCCCAUCUGUGCCAACAUGCCUUCGCUAUAUUUUCUAUAACAAAUAUUUGUGGAGAAACUGUGAUUAAAAAACCAUUAAUCCUGAUAUUUUUAUUGUUAUGGUGUAGUUAAUUCUAUGAAUACUUUCUAACGAUGAUUGUACUGUGUAGAGUAAGUACAGGUUAGGGAUAGACCUUUACCAGAUAUUGUACAAAAAAAGUGCAUAGUGUAAUAUAGACUAGUAAGGUUUUUGUGACACUUUCUAUAGGAUGUGUGAAUUGUUUUCUAUGUGGCAACACACAUUUCUUUUAAAAAAUAUAAAAAAUUUAGAGAAUUUUUUAAACAGUCAAUAUUUUUUAAUUAUAAAGACAUUUGUUACCUGCAGUUUACUAUUUCAGGUGUUAAUCCUAAUUUGAAUAUUGGUUUUAUUACUACAUACCUCCAGUUCCAUUUGUUCUGUUGCAUAACAAUGCACAAUAAAAGUUGUCUCUGGUUAA
This is a messenger RNA of Centrocercus urophasianus (Greater sage-grouse), 4872 nucleotides long. RefSeq names its product BEN domain containing 4 (gene BEND4). Gene Ontology annotation, molecular function: DNA binding. The record is from RefSeq and is a predicted model, not a curated record. Bases 1 to 1452 code for a protein of 483 amino acids. NCBI's taxonomy places the organism in Eukaryota, Metazoa, Chordata, Aves, Galliformes, Phasianidae. The transcript is spliced from 5 exons.